This is a messenger RNA of Sesamum indicum (sesame), 2318 nucleotides long. RefSeq names its product PTEN 2 (gene PEN2). Gene Ontology annotation, cellular component: cytosol. The record is from RefSeq and is a predicted model, not a curated record. Gene Ontology annotation, molecular function: phosphatidylinositol-3,4,5-trisphosphate 3-phosphatase activity. Lineage: Eukaryota; Viridiplantae; Streptophyta; Magnoliopsida; Lamiales; Pedaliaceae. Gene Ontology annotation, biological process: dephosphorylation.
UUUUCGAAAAGUAGUCGUGCAAUUGCAAAAGUCGCUAGUAUAGGUGGCGGAAUUGAAGAAGUCGCUAGCAGAAAUCCACAGUGAAUGAAAAAUAAGAGAGGUGAAGACUGUCCACUGUCACAUGUCGCUUCAUUUCGCGAAACCCUGGAACAGUGCGACGUCGUUUAGGAAACCCCAGCAAGCACCGCCACCCGCUGCCCCUCCCCGUCGUUGACUACGAUUUCAAUUUUCAGGAAUCUGGUCUACAGGAAAUGAGUUUGGAAUCUCCUGAUUCAUCAAAUCCGCAGGAUAUCAAGUCUGCAGAUGUAAAGAUGUCUACUUCUGUGGAAUCUGCGCCACAUAAUUCUGAACAUGAUGCGCCUUCUAAAUUCUCUGCUUCUGGCAUCUCCACUUGGGCGAAAAAUCUGAAAAUUCCCCAGCCAUUUGGUGGAUCCCCUGAGGUAUCCCCAUCUGAAAACCCUGGAAAGUCUACUUUUUCGCGUUUGACUAGUGGUCUUGGAUUGCGGGCGUCUCCCAAAUCUCCUCAAUCAGAGGAAAGUUCUGGUGGAUCUUCACCAACUCAACAAUCAGGUUUUAUUGGAAGCAUCACAAAAGGAUUAGUUGACUCAUCUAAGAAUGCGGUGAAGGCUGUGCAGGUCAAAGCUCGUCAUGUUGUGUCUCAAAAUAAGCGAAGAUACCAGGAAGGAGGAUUCGAUUUGGAUAUGACUUACAUCACGGAGAAUAUUAUUGCAAUGGGCUUCCCUGCUGGUGAUAUGAGCUCUGGGUUUUUUGGCUAUGUUGAGGGAUUUUAUCGAAAUCACAUGGAGGAAGUAAUUAGGUUCUUUGAGACUUAUCACAAGGACAAAUACAAAGUGUAUAACCUCUGUUCUGAAAGAUUGUACGAUGCAUCUUUAUUUGAGGGAAAGGUGGCUAGUUUUCCUUUUGAUGACCAUAAUUGCCCUCCCAUCCAACUCAUCAUUUCAUUCUGCCAAAGUGCUUAUUCGUGGUUGAAGCAAGAUAUUGACAAUGUCGUUGUUGUGCAUUGUAAAGCUGGAAUGGCCAGGACAGGAUUGAUGAUUUCUAGUCUUCUUCUGUAUCUGAAGUUCUUCCCCACAGCCGAGGAAUCAAUUGAUUAUUACAAUCAGAAAAGGUGUAUUGAUGGAAAAGGACUUGUUCUACCUAGUCAAAUUAGAUAUGUCAAGUAUUUUGAACGCGUUUUGGCAUACUUCAAUGGAGAAAACCAGCCUGGUCGUAGGUGCAUGCUUAGAGGAUUUCGGCUGCAUAGGUGCCCGUACUGGAUCAGGCCCUCCAUAACAGUCUCUGAUCAUAAUGGUGUGCUCUUUUCAACAAAAAAGCAUUCAAGAACCAAGGAUUUGUCGCCUGAAGAUUUUUGGUUCAGCGCACCUAAGAAAGGGAUAAUGGUAUUUGCCCUCCCUGGGGAACCGGGCCUGACAGAGUUGGCUGGUGAUUUCAAAGUCCAUUUUCAUGAUCGCCAAGGGGACUUCUAUUGCUGGUUGAACACAACAAUGAUUGAGAACCGAAAAGUUCUAAACACAAGUGAUCUUGAUGGUUUCGACAAGAGAAAACUACCAUCCCCAGGAUUCCAAGUUGAGGUUGUGGUAGUGGAUUAUGAUGGUUCUACUGUUUCAUCAAGACCUCCAUCUGGGUCUCCUAGUGAAUCGUCUGGAAAUUCAGGUGCAAAUACAGUGUCAGGACCUAGCCCCGCACCCGUUGAGGAAGCUGCUGCUGCAACUGCAGCUGCAAAGAACUCUAAGAAAAAGGAGGAUGAGUUCUCUGACAGCGAAGCUGAGGAAUCUGUGUCUUCAUCCAGACAAACUGGCAUUUCUUCCCAUGGUUCUGGAACCGUGGCUGCAAAAGAUGCUGUGCCUUACAACAAUGUUGACUCGAACCAAAUUGCAGAUCUGACGCGUAAGACAGAACAAGUCUCUCUAGGAACUUCACCUUCUCCACAUACUGAGGUAAAGAAGGAAACUGCUGGAGGAUCAGGAACCGACUUCUCCAACUCAGUUGGGGAGGUAAGCGAGUUCAAGGUAAUGGCAGCCGAUGCAUCAGUUUUUUCAUUUGGAGAUGAUGAUGAUUAUGAAAGUGAUUAAGGGAAGGCGGCGUCAAGGACCUGUACAUACAUGCUUGUGAAUAUUCAUAAGUCCAGCCUUGAGGCCCCAUGUUAUUCGUUCAUUUCAUUAUAGAUUGUGGUUUUUGUUUGGAUAUGCAGCGUUUGAUGAUGGAUAUAGUUGAACUGUUUGUAUUUCAUAUAUCUGGUAAAAUUGAAGGAAAACUUACCAUUAUAAUAUACUUAAGUCAUCUAAUUCCACCCCGCA